AUGUCUGGAGAAACAGUUUUUAUCACAGGAGCAACUGGAUAUAUUGCUCAACAUAUUAUUAAACAAUUAUUAUCUAAAGGUUAUUCAGUGAUUGGAUCAGUUCGUUCUCAUACUAAAGGUGAACAAUUGAAAGAAUUAAUUACUGCUCAUCAUCAAGAUUCUACUGGUACUGCUAAAUUUGAUUAUGUUAUAGUGGAAAGUCUUACUUCAUUUGGAGCAUUUGAUUCUAUUUUACAAAAUCAUAAAGAAAUUAGUAUUUUCAUUCAUACGGCUUCACCAAUUCCAUUUCCUACUGAUAAUAUUGAACGGGAUAUUUUAAAUCCAGCUAUUGAUGGGACAAAAAAUGUUUUACAAUCAAUUAAAAAAUAUGGUAAUGAUAAUAUUAAAAGAGUAGUUAUAACUUCAUCAAUUGCUGCUAUUAAACCAUUUGGAGAUGAACAAACUGAACUUAAAAUAAUCCUGGAAAAAGAUUGGAAUCCAAUUACUUUUGAACAAGGUCUUGAUAAUCCAAUUAUUGCUUAUUAUGCUUCUAAAACUUUAGCAGAAAGAGAAGUUUGGAAAUUUAUUGAUGAACAAAGUGGGAAUGACAAUCAAAUAAAUUUUAAACUUGCAGUAGUUAAUCCUCUGUUUGUAUUUGGACCUCAAGCUUUUGGUAUUAAAGAUAAAUCAGCGGUAUUAAGAUCUUCAGCAGAAAUUGUUAAUUCAAUUUUGAAAUUGAAAUCAAAUGAUUCAAUUCCUUCGUUUGUGGCUUCAUUUAUUGAUGCUCGUGAUGUUGCUAAAGCUCAUAUUCUUGCCUUUGAAAAUAAUAAUACUAUUGGUCAACGAUUACUUUUAAAUAAUGAAAUUUUCACUAAAGAAUUAAUUGCUCAUUUAAUUAAAAAGAAUUUCCCUUCAUUGGAUAUUCCUGAAGGUGAUGUUGUUAAAAGUGAAGAACAAAUUGCAAAUUAUCCUUGGAGAGUUGAUAGUACUAAAACUGAAAAAAUUCUUGGAUUUGAAUAUAUUCCAUUGGAAAAAAGUAUAAUUGAUACUGUUAAUCAAUUAAUUUGA
Molecule: messenger RNA, 1047 nt
Organism: Candida dubliniensis CD36
Lineage: Eukaryota; Fungi; Ascomycota; Pichiomycetes; Serinales; Debaryomycetaceae
Gene: GRE2
Product: Gre2p
Exons: 1
Coding region: 1-1047 (348 amino acids)
Molecular function (GO): oxidoreductase activity, acting on the CH-OH group of donors, NAD or NADP as acceptor
Source: RefSeq, a predicted model, not a curated record